Molecule: messenger RNA, 1674 nt
Organism: Lizanozyma spartinae
Lineage: Eukaryota; Fungi; Ascomycota; Pichiomycetes; Serinales; Debaryomycetaceae
Product: sugar porter family MFS transporter
Exons: 1
Coding region: 1-1674 (557 amino acids)
Biological process (GO): carbohydrate transport; transmembrane transport
Cellular component (GO): membrane
Molecular function (GO): carbohydrate:proton symporter activity
Source: RefSeq, a predicted model, not a curated record
AUGUCUUCUAGUGAUUUGGAAGCCAAGCAUGGCUACACAACCAAUGAAGCCCAGUUAAUGAAGGAAGUUACCAAUGUGUCCGAAUUUAAGGAACAUCACGUUCAUGGUACUGUUGAUCCUAACAGGGUCGAAGCUGAAGUUACCUUCAAAGCUUACAUGAUGUGUGCCUUUGCAUCCUUUGGUGGUAUCUUUUAUGGUUACGAUUCUGGUUACAUUUCCGGUGUCAUGGGUAUGGAGUACUUUAUUGAUACCUUCGAUAAGAGUCAAAGAGGUAAGCCAAAGUCUGAAAAGGACUUGCCAUCUUCGCAGAAGUCUUUGAUCACUUCUAUUUUGUCUGCCGGUACUUUCUUUGGUGCUCUCAUGGCUGGUGACUUGGCUGAUUGGUAUGGUAGAAGAUUGACUAUUAUUGCCGGCUGUGUCAUUUUUUGUAUUGGUGAUGCUUUACAAAUUGCUUCUUCAGGUGUUCCAUUAUUGGUUGUUGGUAGAUUGAUUUCUGGAUUUGGUGUCGGUUUUGUUUCUGCUACUAUUGUGUUGUACAUGUCUGAAAUUGCUCCAAGAAAGGUUAGAGGAGCUUUGGUCUCUGGUUAUCAAUUCUGUAUUACUAUUGGGUUAUUGAUUGCAGCCUGUGUUAACUAUGGAACUCAAAAUUUGAAGACCUCUGCAUCUUACAGAAUUCCAAUUGGUUUGCAAUUGAUUUGGGCUUUUAUAUUGGCUGCUGGUUUGUUCUUUUUACCCGAAUCUCCUAGAUAUUUCGUUAAGAAGGCAAAUAUCGAAAAGGCAAGGGAAGUUUUAGUCAGAUUAAGAGAUCAACCAGUUGGUUCUGAACAAGUUGAAGAUGAAUUGGCUGAAAUUGUGGCCAACAAUGAAAUAGAAUCCAAAUUGAUUCCUCAAGGUAGUUACCUUAAGACUUGGACUGCUUGUUUCUCAGGUUCUAUUAAACACGGUUCUUCUAACUUGAGAAGAACUUUAUUGGGUAUUGGUUUACAAAUGAUGCAACAAAUGACUGGUGUUAACUUUAUUUUCUACUUCGGUACUACUUUCUUCCAACAGUUGGGUACUAUCAAAAACCCAUUCUUGAUUUCUUUGAUUACUACUUUGGUUAACGUGUGUUCCACACCUGUUUCUUUCUGGACUGUUGAAAGAUUCGGUCGUAGACCAAUUUUAAUCUGGGGUGCUGUUGGUAUGGCUAUUUGUGAAUUCGUUGCUGCUAUCAUUGGUACCGUUAAGGCAGACGAUGACAAUGCAAUGAAGGCAGUUAUUUCUUUCAUCUGUAUCUAUAUCUUCUUCUUUGCUUCCACUUGGGGUCCUUGUGCUUGGGUUACUGUUGGUGAAGUCUUCCCAUUACCAAUCAGAGCCAGAGGUGUUGCCUUAUCUACUGCUUCCAACUGGUUCUGGAACUGUAUCAUUACCGUCAUCACUCCUUACAUGGUUGGUACCGAUCAAGGUAAUUUGGGUGCAAAGGUCUUCUUCGUUUGGGGUAGUACUUGUACUGGGUGCAUUAUUUUCGCUUACUUUUUGGUUCCAGAAACCAAGGGUUUGACUUUAGAACAAGUUGAUCGUUUGUUGGAAGAAACUCAUCCAAGAAAUUCUUCUAAAUGGAGACCUAACACCACUUACGCUCAAGAAGUUGGUUUGGUUGAUGAUUUAAAGACCGGUGUUGAUCACAGGGCUUAG